AUGGACAGACAAAGACAGCUUUUGAUCUACACUGAUUUCAUUGAGCUUAAUGACACUAAAGACCCCAACUGUGUCAAUCACUCAAACAACAGCGCUGACUGGCUUAAAAAGUACUUUGGGCUGUUUGUUGGUUUUGCGCCCCUAGAAGAACUCAAACGACUGCAUGGAAACUUCUCAGUGGUUGAUGGAUGUCCUGCCUAUGCUGAGCCCCAGGCAGCUGGGGGAGGUGGCCUCUACCCCUGGUCAGCUCAGAAACCUUGGAGAUGUCCACAUGAUACUGAUUCAUGUGAUCCCAGAGAUCUGGACGAGUUCUUUGACAUCGUUUCUCCAGCUGUUGAGGGUCUUCACCUUCCGGUGGAUGUGCGUCAGGUGCUGCUCCAGCAGGUGUUUGACAAUGCCAACCUAUCAGAUCCCUCCAUCAAAGACCCUGAGGUGCUGGUGUGGUUGGGCCAGAGACUCCGCCCACUUUUACCAAAUCUAACAGAGGAGCAUGUGGCCCCCCUCUUCAACAUCAUCAGACACAGACACUGCAACACCAGCCAAGAAACUGUGUAUCUACUGGGAUCCAAGCUCACUUUCAAUGGCUCAGCCAUAACUCAAGAUGAUGCGUACAGCACCAUAAAGACCUACCUCAACACAGGAAGUUCAGCAGCACCCAAGUGUUAUAGUCCCUCUGACCCAAAUCUCAACUCCACCGCCUGGUUCCUUAACUACAUUGGUGUGUUCAUCACCUUUGUGACCAUUGAAGACUUCAACACAUUUGGCUCAGAGUCAACGCUAAAACUAUUUGCCGUGAACCCAGUCAACAUUGAGUUGUUCAAUUUCGCUGGAGCUCCUCAAAAUCUGACUAAACGCUUUACUGAGCUUAUCUUCCUGCAGAACUCCAACUUCCUCCCACUGCAGCUUCCACCACACUUACAAUGUUUUGUCACAGCUUCAGCUUACUCUAAGCUCAAUGAGUCAGCGAGUGUGGUUGUCCGGGGCAACCUGAACCAAUCCUGUACUAACGUGGACUCAGGGAUUACUUCCGCACUGGCAUUCGUCUGGGAUCCAAGUCCGGGAUCAAUCACGGCCCUGGGCCCGCAGAUAAACAAUACUGACAGUCUAAUAAACCUGGGCUCUUUAGUGGGAGGUCUUCCAACCCAAACACUCACCACAAUACCCGAGCAGCAGGUUCUGACAACAUCUGCCUACCCAACAUUUGUUACCAACAUGCUGACUGCUCCAACAAUUGUGCAGCAGAUCUAUGUUAAUAAGAUCAUCACAGUCAACAUGAAACCAACGGAACUGAUAGUCAAUGUCCCAGAUGAAAUGGCAACUGACAUUCCCAGCAAUCUACUGAAUUUCCCAACAACGGGAAAUCAAACUCACUGCUCUGAACAUCAACAAGAAAAAAUGGAAACCUCAGCAGUAGCAAAUGGAUUGGAUGAGCCUCAUGAACUUUCACCAAAACAAGAAUUAAACCUCUCAUCAGAGCUUGCAGACGUAGGGCCGGUCGAAGAAAGGUGGUUCUCAAGGAGACACCGGUGAAAGUCCUCAAGAUUUUGACAACUAUCCAUCAGAUAUGUUGCUGUAUUACAGCUACACCAACAUGCAACAGACCGACUGCAGAUCCUACUUCAUUGAAACAGGACGAGCAGACUUCUCCGCCCUGUCCAGCACGUUGGAUGGAAGAAAGGUUGAUCUACUGAACAAUGCCAAAAAGUGCCUGAACAUCAAAGGGACACAGCUCAGUCGAGAUAAUGUCGAGGUCCUGGGCAACAUGGCAUGUGCUCUGGAUGAGGACUACAUUCAGAGCGCUGACUCUUACAUCCUGGAGAAACUAAAGAACUGCAAUGACUUCUCCGAUCAGCAGAUUACAGCUAUGGAGACUGUUAUCUGCAGUGGCAACACCACAUAUGGAAACCCAAGCACAUGGACUGAAAAAACUAGAGCAGCUUGACAUUCUUCCACUGUACUUGACAGAGAACUUCUGGAAACACAUAAGCACGGCGUACCCCAAAGGCCUCUCAGACCAGCCGGUUCAGGUGCUUGGGUCAGUGUCUCGCGUGGCUUCCAUGGAGCAGAUUAACAAGUGGAACAUCACUACAGUGGACACACUAGCAGCACUGAUGGACAAUGGCAAUGGAGAAUGGGACUCCGACAAAUUAGGGAUAUUUAUCUUUACACCAACAAUGUCUUUAAAUGGUGUUAAAAAAACAACAUGAUGAACAUUUUGCUUCUAAAAGGUGUGCAUUUGGUAGAUUUGAAUGAGUUGGCUUUUUGAUUUAAAUGUAUAUUUCAUCUUCCUUUCUCAAUUUCAGGCCAAAGUUAUUGUCACCAAGUUCUUAAGUGCUGGCAAUUCGCUUGGAGCCUCUGAAUUGAAUUCAAUUGGAGGGCCUAACCUGUGCGCACUGGACCUCAGUGUGUUGCAAGGCAUCAGAAAUGACAGUCUCUGAGAUGCAGAUGCUCUGGAAAUCACUAGCUGUUCCUCAGCACAUAAGAAGGUCUUCUUUGCAGUAGCUGAGAUCGCCUUUCCUAUCAACUUCAUCCAAACCUGCGCCACUGCAGAUCAGCUAACAUCCUACCAGACAUACCUGGGAGGUGCCAUUAUCACCUACAUACGGAGUCUGUCUAGGGUGAAUAUUAGCAUGGACAUCAACACUUUUAUUUGUUUGGAUUCAGCUGCUGUCCAGGCUCGUAGUGUGAGUGAAGUGUCUGGACUCCUCGGCUCCAACCUAAAUUUACUGAAAACCUUUGAGAAUACCACUGUAAUGCAGAACUGGGUGUCAAAGCAGUUACAGUUUGAGCUUGACAAGCUGGGUAUCAGUCUGACCGGAGGAAGGGUGGAAUCAAACACCACCCCCAUGACAACAAAUACUGCCACCACCAUCAAAAAUACAACUUCCAGCCAGAGCAGAGGCACAUAUCCAGCUCCUCUGCUUUUCCUGUUUGGUCUCUUGUUCAUUGCAGUGCAAAUGUAGAUUCUAAUAUUGCAAGAGAAGCAUUAUAAUUUAGACCAGGUUGCAUAAUUAUCAUAUCACGUCUUAAUAUUACAUCUAUUUUUGUAAUCUAUUUUUAAAGAAGACAUUAAAGCUGACAUUAUAUUUGACAGCCAAAUGAGUGCAGUAUGCAAUAAAUAUCCCAUAUAAUAUAUAGUGUUUUAUGAACUCCAUUGCUCCAAUUGUAUUUUCUAUUGGUUAAUCAUUCAUAUUAAUGUAACUACUGUAGGUUAUUUAUCAACUACUACAUUUAAAUAUAUAUAUAAUUUUUUGUUUAUUUAAUUUUGUAUGUUGGGAAUGGGAAAGAAAUACAGAUUAAUAUGAGGGUGUUCUGUUGUGGGUUUUACUAAGAAGGGCCACUUUAAUCUGCCAGAAAUGCUUUUCUCAAAGAAAGGGGGAAAGAUGUGACUUUUCAAUUAAAAUGAAAAAGCGUCCAAUUUGAUUUUCUAGUUUUAUAUUUGCUCGUCAAUGUUAUUAUUAUUUACGGAACAUGGUUUUACUUUGUUCAGUUGAAGGUUCACAAUAGUGAUA
Oncorhynchus tshawytscha (Chinook salmon) is the source of this 3512-nucleotide messenger RNA. RefSeq lists its product as uncharacterized. The transcript has 22 exons. The record is from RefSeq and is a predicted model, not a curated record. NCBI's taxonomy places the organism in Eukaryota, Metazoa, Chordata, Actinopteri, Salmoniformes, Salmonidae. The coding region runs from base 1 to 1530 and encodes 509 amino acids.